UAAAUGUUCGUGAUCACAUUGCAGCAGCGCCACUGUCAAGACCGAGCUAGUGUAAUGACAGGUUUGGUGGUCGGCAGACGUCAUUCGCGUGGAGUUUAAUGUAGCUGGCUGUGCUCUACUGAGGUGCCUUCAAUGCUAACAGCUGUUUAGGGGAAGCGCGUUGCGUGUGAGCUCCUUCAGCUCAGCUGCUGCAAACAUGGCCGCAGUUAGGGGCACGAGGAAGGCUUUAGCAGCUCUGGUGGUCAUGUUUGUGAUGUGCACCGCUGCAGCUAGCGCCCAAACCGAUUGCAGCACGCAGUUCAAUGACUUGGCUUCGUGUUUCGAUUUCGUGAACAGCAACAUUACCACUGCGCCUUCAGCGCCGUGCUGCUCUGCUUUCAAAACAACUCAGGCUCAGUUUCCCGUUUGCCUUUGCCAGCUGCAACAAGCAUUCAAUGAUCCCGCCACCGCCCCCGGGAACGUCACGCGAGCAAACCAGAUUCCUGCUCUGUGUGCUGUUGCAGUGGACCCUAGCAGGUGCCCCGGUCUCCUCGGGCUAGCUCCCGUAGUGGCUCCUGUGGUAGCCCCUGUGGUGGCUCCAGUGGUAGCGCCGGUCGCUGCAACUCCGACAGCUACUCCAACAAUUGCACCCACAACUCCAGCUCCCGCUUCAACUCCAGUGACGGCCCCUGCGGCAGCAGGACCCACAGGCAUGAACGUCGACUGUUCGAAUGAGUUCAACGAGCUUGCAUCGUGCUUCGCGUACGUCACGUCAAAUGACACUAAACCAAGUACCGACUGCUGCUCGUCUCUUCUCCAAGUGCACCUGAACAGGCCCGUGUGUCUUUGCCAAAUCCUGAACGAGGUGAAUAGCGGAGACCCGUCUACUGCCGGAAUCAAUGUUACCAAAGGUCUCGGCCUCCCCGCCGCAUGCAACGUCAACGCGGACGUGAACUCCUGCCCAGCACUUCUGGGGCAACCCAUGUCUUCGCCACUUCCAGAAUCUCCGACGACUUCGCCUUCUCCAACAUCUGGCGCAGGUGAACCUUCAGUUGUUGGCGGCGGCGGAGCUCCAGACUCCUCCAACGCUGGCGCUGAACCGAGCAGCGCCACUGCCCUUCACGCUGGAACCAGUUUUUCGAUGCUUCUAAGUGUGUUUUACGCCGCUUUGCUCCACUUCAUGUCGUAAUUCUUUCGUAGCUCCUCCCCCAAGCAUGUCACUUAAUGUCGACUGAGUGUUUCAGGUCAAUCCCGUUCAUUCGAUGAGUCGGUAACAUGUUCACCGCAGUGGGAGUUCUAGCAAGCUGCAAUGGCACUGUAUGUGAGUCACGUUAACCCGCUACAUCGAGCAUUGUUAUGCCCGAUGGGUAGAUUGUAGGCAGAGUUUUGGUUUUUGCACUAGCCAGCAUUAUUUGCGAUUGCGUCGCGGUACUCGACAGAGGCACGAAGCUGUUCUCUGGUUUCAGAUUCUUAUCCUGCGUAGAAGGCAGGGAUUUCGAUGUACUUUAGCUCCUUUGAGGUGACUAGGAAUACAAGCUAAGUGGCUGUGGCGUGUAGCACUUCAUUUGUCGUACAUUCGCAAGCCUCUUUGUUUGAUGCA
Molecule: messenger RNA, 1579 nt
Organism: Physcomitrium patens
Lineage: Eukaryota; Viridiplantae; Streptophyta; Bryopsida; Funariales; Funariaceae
Biological process (GO): lipid transport
Molecular function (GO): lipid binding
Source: RefSeq, a predicted model, not a curated record